AUGGAGGCUGUAUACAAUUCGCUGGGCCUUCAAGCCACCACAUUCUGGACAAGCAUUGUCGCCAAUCACUCGCCGCAGAAAAUUGAAUUUGUGGGAACUCUCCUGAUCCAAAUCUUCUGCUUCUGGGUCCCCGCAAUUUUCUAUCUUUUACUGGACGUGAUCGCACCUUCGUUUUCACAGCGACACAAGAUCCAGCCGGCUCCCAAACAGCCAACCCGCCAAGACAUCGUCCGCUGCUUUACUGUUGUCGCGCAGAAUCAAAUCCUUUCAUCUGUGUUACACCUGACUCUUCUCUCCGUGACUAGUCGCGCAGGCUCGGGCUCCUCAUACCGCAUCGAAAAAUCCUUCCCAGGUACCAUCGAAAUCAUACGUGACGUGAUUCUCAGCCUUUUGAUGCGCGAAGCUCUUUUCUAUUACAGUCAUCGCUUGCUGCAUAUACCAUACCUCUACGUGCGCAUUCAUAAGAAGCAUCACCGCUUUACGGCACCUAUCGGACUGGCCGCUCAAUUCGCCCAUCCGAUCGAGCAGAUCUUCGCCAAUGCCUUGCCAAUUUCUUUGCCACCGCAGUUGCUCCACAGUCAUGUUUUGACAUUCUGGAUAUUUCUGUCUUUCGAACUCUUCAACACUGUGACUGUGCAUAGUGGAUAUGAUUUCUUCCACAACAAGGCCAAAAUGCAUGAUUUGCAUCAUGAAAAGUUCAAUUUGAACUACGGGUCGGUGGGGUUAUUGGACUGGGUGCACGGCACGAACCGGUUGGAGAAGAAGCGCUCUGAUUAG
Molecule: messenger RNA, 777 nt
Organism: Penicillium brevicompactum
Lineage: Eukaryota; Fungi; Ascomycota; Eurotiomycetes; Eurotiales; Aspergillaceae
Product: sterol desaturase family protein
Exons: 1
Coding region: 1-777 (258 amino acids)
Biological process (GO): ergosterol biosynthetic process
Molecular function (GO): C-4 methylsterol oxidase activity; iron ion binding
Source: RefSeq, a predicted model, not a curated record